Molecule: messenger RNA, 467 nt
Organism: Strongylus vulgaris
Lineage: Eukaryota; Metazoa; Nematoda; Chromadorea; Rhabditida; Strongylidae
Source: the annotation of a GenBank genome assembly
AUGAAUUUCUCUCCUCAAAUAUUUUUCCAAUUCUUAUCCAUCCGAGAGUUUUCUUGGAAUUUGUCUAAUUUCAGGUAUGAUAAAACCAUCGAGGAAUGCGAUACUUCGGAAAACCAGACUAGUGGAGGAAAUAAGAGGAAGGAAGGACCAACAUUUGAUGCUCUCGUUCGCAUUGCUGCACUUUGCAAUAGAGCCGAGUUCAAGCCGGGCCAACAGGACCUUCCAAUACUUCGACGUGAUUGCACUGGCGAUGCGUCAGAGAUUGCUCUACUUAAGUUCACCGAGCUGACAAUUGGAAACAUUGCUGGAUUUCGUGAAAAAUCUCCAAAAGUGGCUGAGAUUCCGUUCAAUUCAACAAAUAAGUACCAGGUGUCCAUUCAUGAGAUUCCCAACAGCGAGAACUAUCUUCUUGUUAUGAAAGGAGCUCCUGAACGAAUUCUUGAUGGUGAGCUACUCCAAUUAUAACA